AUGAGCAGGGACCUCAGAGGCAGGGGAGGCGCCCGGGGAAGAGGCUUUCAGGGGUCGCGAGUAGGAUGGCGAGGCAGAGGACAGAAGAGCGAGUGGAGGAGAAUGCCCGAACCUGUAAGAUCUCGACUAGUUCAAUCAACGUUGGACCAAUUUAUUCCCUAUAAGGGCUGGAAACUUUAUUUCUCUGAAGCUUACGCUGACAGGUCUCCUUUCGUCCAGAAGACUCAGGCCUUUGAAAAGUUUUUCAUGCAACGCAUUGAGCUUUAUGAUAAGGAUGAAAUAGAAAGAAAAGGAAGUAUUCUUGUGGAUUAUAAGGAAUUAAUACAAGACAGAGAAUUGACUAAAUCAAUACCAAAUAUAUCUGCUGAAUUAAGGGACAUGCCUCAGAAAAUACUGCAGUGUAUGGGUCUGGCAAUUCAUCAGGUGCUAACGAAGGACCUUGAAAGGCAUGCUGCAGAGCUGCAGGUGCAGGAAGGAUUACCGCUUGAUGGAGACCCUGUAAUAAAUGUGCCUCUCAUUCAUGCUCGGCUGUACAACUAUGAUCCGCUAACUCAGCUGAAAAAUGUUCGGGCCAACUGCUACGGAAAAUAUAUUGCUUUGCGUGGUACUGUGGUGCGCGUCAGUAACAUUAAGCCUCUGUGCACUAAGCUAGCUUUUGUAUGUGGCACGUGUGGGGAUGUUCAGAGCGUUCCUCUACCUGAUGGAAAGUAUACUCUUCCAACUAAGUGCCUGAUGCCCGAGUGCCGUGGCCGAUCCUUCACAGCUGACAGAAGCUCUCCUUUAACCACUACAGUGGACUGGCAGUCUGUUAAGGUGCAAGAGCUCAUAUCAGAUGAUCAGCGAGAAGCAGGCCGAAUCCCUCGCACAAUCGAAUGUGAACUGGUUCAGGAUCUUGUGGACAGCUGUGUUCCAGGAGAUAUAGUCACAAUUACAGGGAUAGUAAAGGUGUCGAGCACUGAAGAAGGAGCUUCCAAAAAUAAGAAUGACAAGUGUAUGUUCUUGUUGUACAUUGAGGCAAAUUCUGUCAGCAACAGUAAAGGACAAAAACCAAAAAAUUUUGAUGAUGAGACUUUUCAAAGAUCGUUCAUGGAGUUUUCACUUAAAGACCUCUACGCUGUUCAAGAAAUUCAAGCUGAGGAAAAUCUGUUCAGGCUCAUCGUGAACUCUCUUUGUCCUGCAAUCUAUGGCCAUGAGAUUGUAAAGGCAGGUUUGGCCCUGGCGUUAUUUGGAGGAUGUCAGAAGUUUGUAGAUGACAAGGACAGAAUCCCGGUGCGAGGAGAUCCACAUGUUCUGGUCGUUGGAGAUCCAGGAUUAGGAAAAAGUCAAAUGUUGCAAGCAGUGUGUAACAUUGCUCCUCGAGGUGUGUAUGUUUGUGGUAAUACUUCCACCAGCUCUGGCCUGACUGUCACACUGUCUAGAGAUGGUGCUUCUGGAGAUUUUGCCUUGGAAGCUGGUGCUUUAGUGCUUGGAGAUCAAGGAAUUUGUGGAAUAGAUGAAUUUGAUAAGAUGGGAAACCAGCACCAGGCUUUGUUGGAAGCCAUGGAACAGCAAAGCAUCAGCCUUGCCAAGGCUGGCAUUGUUUGCAGUUUGCCAGCUCGGACGUCUAUUGUUGCUGCAGCAAACCCAGUUGGAGGACAUUAUAACAAAGCCAAAACGGUGUCUGAGAACUUAAAAAUGGGGAGUGCUUUACUGUCGAGAUUUGAUCUAGUUUUCAUUUUGCUGGACACCCCAAAUGAAGAUCACGAUCACUUGCUGUCUGAGCAUGUGAUGGCGAUCCGAGCUGGAAAGCAGGCAGCAUGCAGUAGCGCUGUUGUGACUCGUACCAACACGCAGGAUCGCUCUGUUCUUGAAGCUGUUUUGGAUCGACCGCUGCUGGAAAGACUAAAGAUCUUGCCAGGAGAAAACUUUGAUGCCAUUCCACAUCAGCUGCUGAGAAAGUACGUUGGAUACGCUCGGCAGUAUGUUCACCCAAAUUUAUCUCCAGAAGCUGCUCAGGUCCUCCAGGAAUUCUUCCUUGAGCUCCGGAAACAGAACCAAGGAGCAGGGAGCACACCGAUCACCACGAGGCAGCUAGAGUCACUGAUUCGACUUACGGAGGCACGAUCAAGGCUGGAAUUAAGGGAGAAAUCUACCAAGGAAGAUGCUGAGGAUGUAAUAGAAAUCAUGAAAUAUAGUAUGCUGGGAACCUACUCUGAUGAGUUUGGAAAACUGGACUUCGAACGUUCACAGCACGGGUCCGGGAUGAGCAAUCGGUCACAAGCAAAAAGAUUUGUUUCUGCCCUUAACAGUAUUGCGGAGAGAACUUACAACAACCUCUUUGACAUGCAACAGCUUCGACAGAUCGCGAAGGAGCUACAAAUAAAAGUAUCUGAUUUUGAAAGCUUUAUUGGAUCCCUAAAUGAUCAGGGUUAUCUUUUGAAAAAAGGUUCAAGAGUUUAUCAGCUUCAGACCAUGUGA
This is a messenger RNA of Leptosomus discolor (cuckoo roller), 2457 nucleotides long. It is a transcript of the gene MCM8, whose product is annotated as minichromosome maintenance 8 homologous recombination repair factor. NCBI's taxonomy places the organism in Eukaryota, Metazoa, Chordata, Aves, Leptosomiformes, Leptosomidae. Gene Ontology annotation, biological process: double-strand break repair via homologous recombination. Gene Ontology annotation, cellular component: nucleus; MCM complex. The record is from RefSeq and is a predicted model, not a curated record. Gene Ontology annotation, molecular function: single-stranded DNA binding; single-stranded DNA helicase activity; ATP binding.